Molecule: messenger RNA, 126 nt
Organism: Dentiscutata erythropus
Lineage: Eukaryota; Fungi; Glomeromycota; Glomeromycetes; Diversisporales; Gigasporaceae
Source: the annotation of a GenBank genome assembly
GUUGUGAGCAAAUUGAUGCGUUUAAAACGGUAGUAAGAGAUAGGGAAUUUUUAUUCAGAGUUUUUGUGGGAGCUUUAGAAAAAAAGUUUAAAAAUGAAGCAUAUGAAUCAGGGCACAAAACUUAUU